AUAAGAAGAAGAAGCAGCAUCAUUUUAUAAAAGUGAAGAAAAAAAUUUUCUUGAAGACGCGUAAUUUUUUAUUUGUAUAGAAGAACGUAAAACUAAUCUUACCUAAUUCUACUUAUUUAUUUAUAAGCAUUCCGGUCUUUCCGGCAUUGUUUGCGUAUAAAUUGUUAAGAAAAAUGCCUUCGGUUGAAAAUGGUGAAAAUGUAACAGCAGAAUGUGGCGUAGAAAAACCCAAGGAAAAUGAGCAACCGGCUUCACCUUCGCCGGAGAAAAUACGCAAAUCCAGAAGUCGCAGCAGAUCUGUGACGUCUGAUGCAGAAGACGCCGCAAAUACCUCUAAAGAAGGAAGAUCUAGUAAGUCACGAUCUCCAAGCCCAAAUGAAGCAAAUAUAUCAAAAGAUACUGGCCGAUCUAGUAAAUCACGUUCGAGGUCUCGAUCUCGAAGUUCAAAUGCUGGACCAGCCUCACCCAAUACAACGGGUGAGGUAGAUGAAAAAGAGGGUGGUAGAAGUUCUAAAUCACGUAGCCGCAGUCGUAGUGGCAGUCCUCAAAAAAAUGGUGAUGAAAGUCGUAAAAGCCGUAGUCGCAGUCGUCAGAGGAGUCGUAGUGGUUCAAAAUCAAAAAGUCGCAGUAGAUCUCGAUCUGUGAGCGGCUCUCCAGGCAGACGUUCACGUAGUGGAUCCCGUAGAAGUCGUUCGGGUUCCCGUCGCUCAAGAAGUGGCUCAAAAAGAAGCAGAUCACGUAGUCGCUCCCGUUCUGGUUCCAGAAGAUCAAGAUCUGGUUCAAGAAGAUCGAGAUCAGGUUCAAGAAGAUCAAGAUCAGGCUCUAGGAGAUCCCGAUCAGGUUCCCGAAGAUCUCGUUCUGGCUCCCAAAGAUCACGUUCAGGUUCUCGUAGAUCUAGAUCAGGUUCAAGACGCUCACGCUCCGGUUCAAGACGUUCUCGUUCAGGUUCGGGCUCUCGAUCACGUAGUCGGUCUAAAUCUGGCUCUCGUUCACGUUCACGCAGUGGCUCCAGACGAUCACGCAGUGGUUCUCGACGAUCACGCAGCGGUUCCCGGCGCUCGCGAAGUCGUUCUGGAUCUAGACGUAGUCGCAGCGGCAGUGGUUCUAGAUCAAGAUCUCGCAGUGGCUCUCGUCGUCGUUCGAGAUCAGUUAGUCGUCGUUCACGAUCAGGCUCUGCGGCUUCUAGAUCAAGAUCACGCUCUCGCAGUGGUUCCAGAUCAUCGAGAUCACGGUCUCGUUCUCGUAGUAAAUCCGGCAGCAGAUCUCGGUCUCGCUCUGUCUCUAGAUCAAGAUCUCGAUCGAAAUCCCGAUCAAGAUCUCGAUCUCGUAGUGGUUCUAUAUCACCCACUUCCAAAGCUAAAAAGGCACACAAACGUAACGUUCUAAGUGAUUCAGAGGGAGAAGAUGGUCCAUCUUCGGCCCAAAAGAAACGACCAAAAAUUACGGAUACCGAUAAUGAAGACGAUGACGAAGAUAAAGUGGUAAAUGAAGAGGAAGGAGGUGCUCAGGCCGAUAGUAAAAAAGUAGUAGACAGUUCUGAUGAUGAAAACAUACCCAUUGACAGUGAUAGAGGAAACGAUAAUUUUGUUUCCGAUUUUGAUGCCAUGUUAAUGCGUAAGAGGGAAGAAAAACGUUUCAAGCGCCGCAAGCGUGAUAUUGAUUUAAUUAACGACAAUGAUGAUCUUAUCGAUCAAUUGAUAAUGAAUAUGAAAAAUGCUUCUGAUGAAGAUCGUCAAUUAAAUAUAGAAGGAAAACCGGCGACCAAGAAAAUUGCUAUUUUAAAACAAUGUAUGUCACAGUUGAUUAAGAAAGAUUUACAAUUGGCCUUUUUGGAACACAAUAUACUCAAUGUUCUAACAGAUUGGUUGGCACCAUUACCCAAUAAAAGUUUACCCUGCUUGCAGAUUAGAGAAUGUAUUCUAAAAUUAUUAGCAGAUUUUCCUCCCAUUGACAAAAGUUACCUUAAACAAUCUGGCAUUGGAAAAGCUGUUAUGUACUUGUAUAAACAUCCUAAGGAAACAAAACAAAAUCGUGAUAGAGCUGGACGUAUUAUCUCGGAAUGGGCUCGUCCUAUUUUCAAUUUAAGUUGUGAUUUCAAGGCCAUGUCCAAAGAGGAACGUCAGGAAAGAGACAUGCGUCAAAUACAAAAUAUCCGUAAGAAAACACCUGAACCAGAACCAACAACAUCCAAGAAACGAAAAGGUUUACAUUCUGCCCUCACCACCAGCGAAGAGAAACCUUUAGGUCCCGGUGAUCCUGGUUGGGUGGCUCGUGCCCGUGUACCUUUGCCUUCGAAUAAGGAUUAUUUGGUAAGACCCAAAUCGACGGUAGAGGGUACAGUAUCAGGACCACAGAAACGUAAACCGAAUCGUUUUGAAAAGCAUAUGAAAAAGUUCCUCGAUCAAAAAAGACUUAAAGGUGGUUCACGCAGAGCUGUGGAGAUUUCUAUAGAGGGUCGUAAGAUGGCUCUAUAAAUGCAUAUAGUAUGGGGAACAUUUAUCUAAUAGAAAUUAUCAAUUUAUGUCCAAAUUAGAAUUUAUAAGUUUUUUUCUUUCUUUUUUUUCCUACCUAAUUUCUAUGAUUUCAUUUAACAUUUUGUUUAAUGUAAUUUUUUUAUUUUUUUAAACAAGUAUCCCAUUUCCUUUAUUUAUAACAUUAGUAAAUACAUGCAGCCGUAUUUUAGUGUACGUAAAAUA
This is a messenger RNA of Lucilia cuprina (Australian sheep blowfly), 2696 nucleotides long. RefSeq names its product IWS1-like protein. Gene Ontology annotation, cellular component: nucleus. Bases 174 to 2474 code for a protein of 766 amino acids. Gene Ontology annotation, biological process: poly(A)+ mRNA export from nucleus. The transcript is spliced from 5 exons. NCBI's taxonomy places the organism in Eukaryota, Metazoa, Arthropoda, Insecta, Diptera, Calliphoridae. The record is from RefSeq and is a predicted model, not a curated record.